This is a messenger RNA of Brachypodium distachyon (stiff brome), 2017 nucleotides long. RefSeq names its product L-type lectin-domain containing receptor kinase IV.2. The transcript has a single exon. The record is from RefSeq and is a predicted model, not a curated record. Gene Ontology annotation, cellular component: plasma membrane. Gene Ontology annotation, molecular function: protein kinase activity; carbohydrate binding; ATP binding. Gene Ontology annotation, biological process: protein phosphorylation. The coding region runs from base 1 to 1956 and encodes 651 amino acids. NCBI's taxonomy places the organism in Eukaryota, Viridiplantae, Streptophyta, Magnoliopsida, Poales, Poaceae.
AUGCUGCCACGUUCCCUACUACUAUGUGUCUUCUUCCUCCUCGUCACCUCUGCGUCCUACCCCAACAAUGGUUUCACCUACAACGAUUUCUCUUCUAGCAUGCUCCGGCUUGAUGGUGUAGCUUCAAUAACAAGCAAAGCUCUUAAGCUAACCGAUGGCGCUCCCCAGAAGGUAGGGCGUGCUUUCUAUGGACGCCGGUUGGACUCUAUUUCCUCAUUCUCGACAACCUUCGUGUUCGUCAUCACUAGCCAGUAUAGUGAUUUGAGCAGUCAUGGCCUUGCCUUUACGCUUUCUGCCACGACGGACUCUUUGUUGGAUGCCCUCCCAUCUCAGUUCUUGGGCAUGUUCAACGACGAAAACGUCGGUAAUACAACAAACCAACUCUUUGCUGUUGAGCUUGAUACCAUAAUUAAUAGUGAAUUCAGGGACCUUGAUGAUAACCAUGUUGGAAUCGAUGUAAACAACUUGGUUUCUAUCAGUUCCCAUACAGCUGGUUACUACACCUCAAACGACACGUUUUCUCCCUUGAGGCUUGCUAGCGGUGAACCGAUGCAAGUAUGGGUAGACUAUGAUGCCAAUUCACAUCAGGUGAAUGUCAGUUUAGCACCUUACUUGGAGCGGAAGCCUGAACGCCCACUGCUAUCAAGCAUUGUCAAUCUCACAUCUGUGUUGCCAAGGUCAGUCUAUGUUGGCUUUGCUUCGGCAACUGGCCUUUUAAGGUGCAUACACCAAAUUAUUGGCUGGAGUUUCAAUCCAAACGGGGCGGCUACACCACUUGACUACUCAGUGUUGUCUGAAGUUAUAAAGGAUGUUCGUAGGGAAGCACAAAGUCACCCAGAUACCUCCAGGCACAUUCUUUUACCGAUUACUAUCAUGUCAGUGUUCAUUGUGCUUGUUAUGCUUGUUGCUCUUUAUAUUUAUAUGAAGAAGGCAAGGAAAAGUGGUGAGUGGGAAAUCGAUUGUGGGUCUCCAUCUUUCACAUAUAAAGAUCUAGUGAGGGCAACCAGCGGUUUCAGUGAUAGGAUGCUACUAGGGAAAGGAGGAUUUGGAAAGGUUUACAAAGGGAUGCUACAAACCUCCAGUCAAAAUGUCGCGAUCAAGCGGAUUUCACCAGAUUCAAAGCAAGGGAUGAAGGAAUUUAUAGCUGAGAUAACUAUUCUUGGUCAUCUCCGCCAUCGCAAUCUUGUCCAGUUGCUCGGUUAUUGUCGUCACAAAAAUGAGCUUCUUAUAGUUUAUGAUUAUAUGCCAAAUGGUAGUCUCGACAGAGUUUUGCAUGGUCAAGGUAAUCAGACCAUAGAUUGGGUACAUAGAUUUAACAUUAUAAAAGGUAUUGCAUCUGGUCUUCUCUAUCUCCAUGAGGAUUGGGAGAAAGUUGUCAUCCAUCGAGACAUCAAGGCGAGCAAUGUUCUCCUUGAUAACAAAAUGACUGGAAGACUUGGUGAUUUCGGUCUUGCGAGAUUGCACAACCAUGGAACAGACGCCCACACCACGCAUUUGGCUGGCACCUGGGGUUACAUUGCUCCUGAGCUAGCCAGGCUAGGAAGAGCAACCAAGGCAACUGAUGUUUUUGCAUUCGGGGUGUUCAUGCUGGAGGUUGCUUGUGGGAGGCAUCCAAUAGAAGUGAAUAAUUAUGGCGAGCCGAUGCUGCUAACAGAUUGGGUGAUCGAUGCAUGGGAGAGUGGUUCAGUCCUCAAAACUGUAGACCCAAAAUUAGAAGAUUAUGUCAAGGAGGAGGCAGAGUUAGUACUAAAGCUUGGCCUGCUAUGCUCACAUUCAGUACACAGUGCUAGGCCAUGCAUGCGCCUAGUUAUGCAAUACCUUGUAAAGGAUGUGUUACUCCCAGAUUUCAAAGCAAGCUUUUUAAGCCUUACUAUCAAGGAUGAAGACUUCGAUCAGCAUAUCCUUUCAUGCAAUUCUGUGGCGACGACCAUGACCGGUCUUUCUGGAGGAAGAUAAUACAUAAUUACUUGUUGCCAAAAUCUAUGGGGAUACUCUGUUUUUCUGUUGUAGGGUUUUC